Messenger RNA from Talpa occidentalis (Iberian mole), 5037 nucleotides. Its product is annotated as zinc finger protein 300-like. The transcript has 8 exons. The record is from RefSeq and is a predicted model, not a curated record. Bases 1 to 2190 code for a protein of 729 amino acids. Gene Ontology annotation, molecular function: DNA-binding transcription repressor activity, RNA polymerase II-specific. NCBI's taxonomy places the organism in Eukaryota, Metazoa, Chordata, Mammalia, Eulipotyphla, Talpidae. Gene Ontology annotation, biological process: negative regulation of transcription by RNA polymerase II.
AUGUUCCAGGGACGUCAAGGGAAAAGCUACCUGGUGCUGCGGGAGCUGGGACGGGGCUCCCACGCCAAGGUGACGUUGGCGGUGCACGUGCUCACGGGCACGAAGGACUUCCUGAGCAGGCAUGGGCGCCUGGACGAGAGCGAGGCCCGCCCGCUCUUUAAGCAGAUCCUCGCAGCCCUCAGCUACUGCCAUGCCAAAGGCAUCGCGCACCUGGAUCUGGGCUCCAAGAAGCAGCCGGUCUCCAAGGCGGUUAAUUUUGACAAGCUGCGGGAGAUCACCCAGUUCCACCCCGCUGCAACCCCACCCCGACGACGGCCCGACGGGCUGCGCAAGGGGUUGUGGGAAAUGUGGUCUCCAGCCCCUGUGGUUCCCGCGGAGGUUUCUGGGCGGGGCUUCCGCGAUCUGCGCAGGCGCGGCCCCGCCCCCGUCCGUUCGAACGUUCUGGCGCCUCCGCGAGCGCUGGGGCGCCCCGAGGCAGCGUGUGGCGGGCUCUGGACAGGAGACUCCAGGACCCCGUGCAGCUGCCUCCGUCCUAUGUGCUGGACCCCAUCGCCUCUCCCAGUGCCGCUCCAGAGCCCUCAUGCCUCUGUGAGAGCAGCGACAAUGGAUCAAUCUCUGGCUGCCGGCCCUGAGAUGAGAAAUGUUCCCUCAGAAGCGAUGGUGUCAUUUGAAGAUGUGGCUGUGAACUUCACAUGGCAGGAGUGGCGGUACCUGAGUGAAGCUCAGAGGACCCUGUACUGGGAUGUGAUGCUGGAGACCUGCAAUCACCUGGUGUCCCUAGGGCACUGUGUUACCGAUCCUAAGGAGAGCAUCAGAUCGGAGCAGGGAUUACAGCCGUGGACUGUGGACGUUCCCCCAAACCAGGACCUCUCAGAUGUCCAUACUGUGGAUCACCUGACUCAGGACAGCCCUGCAAAUCAGGGCAGACAUGUGUGGCAAGUUCUUACCACCAGCAGCAAAAUACCAUCCAACGAGAGAACUGACUUAAUGGAAAAAAGCAAUUUGCACUCAAUUCAUUGUUUGAACCAUAGUAUCAAAAAUGAAAACAAUUCAGCAAUGAUGCCUGAGAACUUUACUAUACAUAGGACCAUGAUGAUCCCUGGUGAGCCUCAUGAAGGGCAUGCUGGAGAGAAUGAGGAGGUCUUUUGUAGAAUGAGGGAACCCAUCAAGUAUCCUGAGCACCUUAGUCACCAGGUGAUUCAGAACUUUCAACAGCCUUUUGAAUUUCCUGAACAAGGAAAAGUCGUGAGUGAAGAAACAGUAUUUACACCUAGAGGAGCCCUUCUGGAAGGGAUUGUCCGUAAAUGCAAUGAGUGCAGGGGCACCCGUGAUGAGGUACCUUUCAUUGUCCGAGACAGAACCCAAGGAGGACAGACUUGCUGCAGUUGUAAUGAAAAGGGGAGAGCUGCGGAGAUGACUCCAGUGCAUUUGAGUUCUCCUAGGUAUGUUGGACAUGAGCAGCAGGAAUGUUAUGAAAGUGGGGCCAGUCUCAGCAACACAUUUCACACCUAUCCGCGUGAGAGUACCCAGUUAGGAAAGAAUAAUUUGGGAUAUAAGAGAUAUGCUGAGCAUCAGAGAAUCCACAGUGGAGAGAAGCCUUAUGAAUGUCAAGAGUGUAGUAAGACUUUCCAAUGGAAAUCAUCCCUCAGUCAACAUCAGAGAAGUCACACUGGAGAGAAGUCUUAUGAAUGUCAAGAGUGUAGGAAGACUUUCCUCUGGAAAUCAUCUCUCUGUCACCAUCGGCGAAGUCACACUGGAGAGAAACCCUAUUAUUGUGAAGAGUGUGGGAAAGCUUUUUCUAGGAAGUCAUCCCUCAGUGUCCAUCAGAGAAGUCACACUGGAGAGAAACCCUAUGAAUGCGAAGGGUGUGGGAAAGCUUUUUUCAGUAAGUUUUACCUCAGUGAGCAUCAGAGAAUUCACACUGGAGAGAAGCCUUAUGAAUGUCAAGAGUGUAGGAAGACUUUCCAGUGGAAAUCAUCCCUCACUAAACAUCAGAGAAUUCACACUGGAGAGAAAUCUUAUGAAUGUCAAGAAUGUGGGAAGGCUUUCCGCCAGAAAUCAUCCCUCAGUAAACAUCAGAGAAGUCACAGUGGAGAGAAGCCUUAUGAGUGUCAAGAGUGUGGGAAAAUUUUUUCCAAUAAGCAAGCUCUCACUGGACAUCAGAGAUGUCACUGGACAAAAUCCCUAUGAUUGUGAAGAGUGGGAAAACUUUUCAGGAAGUCAGCCCUCACUAGGCAUGACAAACUUCACACUGGAGGGAAAUGCUGUGAAUGUGAAGAGUGUGCAGGCAGGCCUCCCCUGGUAGUGCAGGCGGUUGAACGCAGCGCUGUGAAGCUGUCCGUGGCCUUUGCGGUGGGAGUUUGAUUCCCUGGCCGGCCAGGAGCAGCCCCAUGGUGUGGCAGACCUCUCUUGUCUGGCCCGCUGCGUGUAUUUCGGUCAGUCUGCCUGUUCUGUUCCCCGCUCUGUCUCUGGUGCACCCUCUCACCCUCCCACACAUCUGGCCUGUACCCUGGUUCUUGUAUGCUUGAAUAAAUAAAAAUCUUUUAAAAAAUCUUCAAACUUAGGAGCUCAAACCACAUCAUGCAGCUGAGAGCAAUGGGAACUGACAUUCAGUUUCAAUCCUAAUUGUGUGGAGUUACCUGGUUCACUCUGUUCUCCCAAGUUCAUGCAGUGAUGAUGUCGCUGUUCCUGUGCUGUUGCUUCUAGUAUCCUCUUAAGUUCCUGGGCGAUGCUAUGCCUGUUCACAGCAGCUGUCUGUCUACAUGGCACACUGCAUGUUGCGUGGGUAAGUGAUCUCUCUGGGUGUUCUUAGUCAUCACGUUCUGUCCAGUACUCUAAGUCUCUGUGGUGCCCCCUGAUGCUGGAAUUGCUCACCACCAAAAUGUCCUCCUCUAGAAGGAAAUGUUGAACUGUGUGCUCUCGGCUAUAGGGUGAGGUCUGCAGCUGUCUUUACCUACCUUUCAUGGUGAAGGUUUUUCGGGGCCUCCCUGGUGGCCUCGGGGUUAAGUCUCAGCGCUAUUGCCUGCUCUGGCCAGGGGUUCAGCCCCAGCUAGGGAGCCGCCCCACAUAUGGGCUCAGCAGGCCUCUCAUGUGUCACCCGCUGCUCCCAUUAGCCAGGUAUUUCAUUGGUUCUGCCUGUUUGUCACCACACUCAGUAUCUUGUGAAUCCUCUCACCCCCUAACCUCUGGUCUGCACCCCAGUUCUACAAACUAAGGGAAUUUUGUUGGAAGAUUAAUUCUGCAUACAAGAUCUGGGGUGCAAGCCAGAGGUAUGAGGGGGUGAGAGGAUUCUCCACAGAGAGAGUGGGGAGCACAACAGGCGGAUCUACUGAAAUCCACUGCUGAGGGGGGCAGUGGGGACACAGGAGAGGUUUACUGUGCCCGUGGGUCACCUCCCUGGCCAGGGAUCGAACUCGUGUCUGCAGUACUGCAAACAGCUUCAUAGUGCUGAGACUUUCACCCCUCUGCCACCAGAGGCCCCUGAAUUUUUUUUUAAAGGAAAGGAUUCUUGCCUGUUAAUUUUUUUUUUAUUAAAUCGUUGUUCAUCUUUAUGCAAUAUUGGAUUGCUCCCCUUCUGUAUAAUUCUUGCAAAUGUCCUGUCUGCACCGCCCCUGUGACCUGUCACCCCAGGCUCUGGUGCUCCUCCUCCCCUCCUGGCCCCUCUUCUGCCCCAUCCCCUGCUGGCGUCUCAGCUCUGUCAUCUGCCUGCUAGUUUUGUCUUUUUCCCCUGACCCUUUCUUCGUUCCCCUGUAUUCCUCCUGGAGGUGAUGAUGUAAUCCAGGUCUUUUUCCUUCACUCUUUGUUCAGAACAUAAUCCCUUCCCAAUGGCCGUGCCCUGAAUGUGGUCUUUGUCUGAGUCAGUUCAUACCUUGGGGUGAGUGGUCGGUGUGGAAGGUGGUGGCCGAGGAAGUCCUUGAUGUCUCUCUCGCUACCACUCCCCCCUCAGGGGCCCCGGGCGCCUUCUGGUGUGUUUCUUUGGCGCUGUGGUGAUGCCCAGCAGAGAGUUUGAGCAGCAGGCCCAGAGUCUGAGGCCUCGGGUGUGCUCUUCCUCAUUUAUUGUCUUUGGUGUGAAAGUACUUCCAAGUGGAGCCCAGAGUUCCAGAAGAGCCAGAGAUUUACUCACAGGAGUAAGGACAAGAAAGCUCCCUGAGCAGAAUGGUCCCGAGGGGUGGCCGCUGGGGCCAAGAAACAGGGGCUCCCACGGCGGUGGUGGGCAGGGAGCAGGGGCUGGUCGUGGGGGUCUCUGCGGCGUGUCUCUUGCUGAAGGGCUAGGCCUGAGGGCUCUCCCGAGGCUCCGAGGCCCGCGGAGUUUGCCCCCGUUACUCGCCUGCAUGUCCACGCUGAGCCUCAGUCUGUGGGUUUGCAGUCGUGCCCUGUGUUGGCUCCGCGGCGUCCUCUCCGCAGGGCUGGGCUCUGGGCCUGUCCAUCGGGGAUUGUUUCUCUGAUCAUGGAUUUGGGACUUGGGCGCCCGCUCCUCCCUGUCCAUGCCCUCUAUGCUUCCUCCAUCAGGAACAUCUCUACGGCCAGAGCCCCCGUCCUGUGUUUCCAGGUCAGUGACUGAUGGGGUGUCUGUCCCCUGAGAGCAUCCUCCCUGAUGCAGGGGGAGGUACAUUGGUCCCUUCAUACUCCACCUAGAGUGUCGGGGCCAAGGGCCAUAUUCCUCAACGCGCCAUGGGAGGUUCUGAGGUUUUCACCCCCCGGCUGCAGGCCGCUUUCCACGAUGCUGCAGGCUCCUAGGUGUCCUUGAGCGCCCAUUAAAGAUGGCAUCGGGCCCCUCAGCCUUCAUCUCAGACUUGGUCCAAAGAGGCCUGCAGGGUUUGCUAAAACAACAUUCCUCUGCUAGUGCCACGUUCCCUGGAAGUGUCUGUUGCUGUGAUGUGACCCAUGUGGGCUGUUGCAGGAAGGGUCACUCUCUGGUCUGAAGGUGAGGGGUUCAGGGGGUCGUGUCACGUCCCCCUGCAGGUGUGUUGGGGUGUCCAGGGGUGUGGCGGGUGAGGCCUCUGCGGAUGGGUGGGCGGCCCAGGUGGGUGGUGAUGC